AUGAGCAUGGCUACCCAUAGGAAUGAAAAGAUCUGCGGCAUACGUGUACAGUAUGAAGAGGAGCCAUCCAGAUUUUGUCACUGGAACAAAGACAAAGGAAGCCUGUUGCCUGGAGUCAGAAUAUUGGGGACCCCAUCAACCUGGACGCAGAGUCCCAUCUCAGAACCGUCUGGAGUGUACAGCCCGGGGGACAGAGGCAACAUGGAAAAUGAGAGGUUUGGGGUGGUCAGAAAGUCAAUGAACAACAACCAGCUCCUGCAAAAGGCAGAACUUGGAAAGACGAAGAAAAGGUGCUUCUCUUUACCUGGACCGGACUUUACCUAUGGGCUGAAUAGUUUUCUGAAAGAAGGAGGUGUGGCUGCAGCAAUAGGUCACUGGCAGGUGGUGGAAGCAAAAGCCCGGCAGAGAAAAUUAGAACGUCACUAUGUUGCCCUCAACCGUGAAGCUGUAAAAUCUGGUCUCGUGACAGCAGCUGAACAUCAAACAUUCCGCAACACUCACAACAUCUGGCGCCCCAAUGAAAGGCGGGUCAAAGAUCUAACCCUCCCCAUACCUCCCGGCAUGACCUUUGGCAUCCCCAACAGGCCAUCGACACCCAUAUUGGAAUUAGUUGAACACAAAUACCAAAAUCUUUGGCUUGAACAGCAGCGACAGAUGACUGAGACCCUCCGAUUGUUGUCCAUAAAGAAGGUAGGUAUGGCUAAGGUGCUGGAUACCCGCACCACAAUGCUCAGGAGAUACCAGCCAGAACCUGACCCUGCGCCUCUCUGGCAACUACCGCGUUAUCAGAAGGUUGGACCUCACCUGGACACCUUCCCCAGUGAGAAGGCGCGGCAGAGAGCCUAUAGUGCUCACAACUCUGACGGCAUUGCACGUCGAGGCCUCAAAGGCCAGGGCAUCUAUAAUAUCAGCUGAGGGUUGUCAAUGCCGGUAUAUUAAUAAUCUGG
This is a messenger RNA of Nanorana parkeri, 947 nucleotides long. RefSeq names its product cilia and flagella associated protein 77 (gene CFAP77). Bases 1 to 915 code for a protein of 304 amino acids. The record is from RefSeq and is a predicted model, not a curated record. NCBI's taxonomy places the organism in Eukaryota, Metazoa, Chordata, Amphibia, Anura, Dicroglossidae. The transcript is spliced from 7 exons.